Messenger RNA from Glossina fuscipes, 1064 nucleotides. RefSeq lists its product as uncharacterized. NCBI's taxonomy places the organism in Eukaryota, Metazoa, Arthropoda, Insecta, Diptera, Glossinidae. Bases 23 to 916 code for a protein of 297 amino acids. Gene Ontology annotation, molecular function: acyltransferase activity, transferring groups other than amino-acyl groups. The transcript has 3 exons. The record is from RefSeq and is a predicted model, not a curated record.
UAAAAAUUAAUUAUGAAAAAAAAUGCUCUCAAAAAACAAUACUGAGCUGGUGGAAAUUACUGACAUUAAUAAAUUAAAGGAACUGAGAGAUUCAUAUCGCCGCAAUACUUUAAGUUGGUCACAACACUGUGUGGGUUAUUAUUGUUUGGAUAACUACAUACGAUGGAAAGAGCGAGAACCGACAAUAAAACAUUUAAAGAUCUACACACUGAACGAAUGCUAUCGCUCUGAAGGUUUAUACAUAAUCGUCGAUCGCUAUCAAUUGUUUGUGGGUAGUCUCCGACAAGAAGAGCAUAAUGAAAAUCUAGUAAAAGCUUUACAAUUGUUGGAUUGGUCGGGCGGCUUGAAAGUGAGUUCCAUAUUGGAGUGUCACCGCUAUUCAGUAUUGGAAGUGGUGAAUAAAAAGCAGUUAAAACUGGAAUAUGAUAGUCUAACGCUUAUGUACUUUAUGACGAGUGAAAAAGCUAAAAAUCUAGUCAUUGGUUGCCCUAAAGGUUAUUAUGUGAAGCCCUUAACGGCUAAAGACGAUGCCCUAAUUGUCGACAAUCAUUGGCCUAAUCGCCAUCAAGGGUCUUUAUUUUUGAUAAAUCGGUUAAUCGACUGGAAUGUUAACAUGGGUGUAUAUGUUGAAAAUACUGACGAAUUGGUGGCUUGGUGCUUGCGCUUGCAAGGUGGGUUUUUGGGUGCAUUGCAAGUUAAAGAUUCCCAUAAACGUUUAGGUUUGGGUAGUGUGGUAACCCGGGCGAUUUCUCUUGCCUUAGCUGAAAGCGGCACUGAUAUAAUGGCUUUGGUUAAUGAAGAGAAUCGGCCGUCGCGCGGCAUGUUUGAGAAGCUUGGUUUCUCUGUUAUUGCCCGUUGCUAUUGGCUGAGAACUUUUCCUAUACAAAGUCAUUAUCAGUGGCCAUCGGGAGAAUAGCAAGGAGAAUGAAAUUUCGCUGAAUCUUGUAAAAAUUUUUAGAUAAAUUACGCAAACAUCAAACAUUGUUUAUAAACAAAAUCAUUUUUGAUCAUUUUUGACAUAACGGCUUUGAAAUAAUCAUCUACCGAUCCAAAAACAAACUUUA